GAAGUGCUUCUCUCCCCAGUCUGACCUCGUCACUAAUGCUGACAUAGUUUUAGACUCGGGCUGGUGUGAUGCGCUCACAGGCUCAUUUCUAAUCAGGAAACCACAGUUUAUCUGUCCUAUUUCUGCGGUCGCAUCAGCAGGGUAACGUCGACAUGAGCACCAUGUUUGCAGAUACUAUCCUGAUCGUGUUCAUCUCGGUGUGUACGGCGCUGUUAGCCGAAGGAAUUACAUGGGUUUUAGUUUAUCGCACUGAAAAGUACAAGAGGCUAAAGGCUGAAGUGGAAAAACAAAGCAAAAAACUUGAGAAGAAAAAGGAAACCAUCACAGAAUCUGCAGGACGUCAACAGAAGAAGAAGAUUGAGAGACAAGAAGAGAAACUGAAGAACAACAACAGAGACCUUUCCAUGGUACGCAUGAAGUCCAUGUUCGCCAUCGGCUUCUGCUUUACGGCUUUGAUGGGCAUGUUCAACUCCAUCUUUGAUGGAAGAGUAGUGGCCAAACUGCCAUUCGUGCCGCUGUCUUACAUCCAGGGUCUGUCACAUCGUAACCUCCUGGGCGAGGAUUUCACGGACUGCUCCUUUAUCUUCCUCUACAUCCUCUGCACCAUGUCCAUCAGACAGAACAUUCAGAAGAUGCUCGGUCUUGCGCCCUCUAGAGCUGCAACAAAACAGGCCGGUGGUUUCCUGGGACCUCCUCCUCAAGCAGCAAAGUUUUCUUAAUCCUCAGAAAGGUUCUGUUCUGCUCCCGCACUGCAACUGUGUGUCGUCACAGCUCCCUCAUCUGAGCACACGCGGAACUGCUCAGGCUGGAUCAAACGUAUUAUCUGUUGCAGCUACUGUGAUCACUGUCUUCUGUUUGAGUUUUCAUUCAUUUUGUUGUUUAUUUAACUUGAAGAUUGUCUCACCUAGAAAUUAGAGGAAGAAAAGUUGUUCUUAACGACACUAAUUACCAAAUUCUAAAAAUGUCUAUCUUGUAUUCAGCACAUGCCCGUCAACAUUUUUGGGGGGAUUUUAAUUAUUAAUUGGCAUAGUAACAUCUGAUCCAUCCAGUAUUAUUAUAUGUAAUUGUUAAUAAAUUUUUAUGAUUCAA
This is a messenger RNA of Hippoglossus stenolepis (Pacific halibut), 1089 nucleotides long. RefSeq names its product transmembrane and coiled-coil domains 1 (gene tmco1). Lineage: Eukaryota; Metazoa; Chordata; Actinopteri; Pleuronectiformes; Pleuronectidae. Gene Ontology annotation, cellular component: endoplasmic reticulum; cytoplasm; endoplasmic reticulum membrane. Gene Ontology annotation, molecular function: calcium channel activity. Gene Ontology annotation, biological process: endoplasmic reticulum calcium ion homeostasis. The transcript has 7 exons. Bases 153 to 719 code for a protein of 188 amino acids. The record is from RefSeq and is a predicted model, not a curated record.